UCACGGAGCAUUUAAGUUGAGAUUUAUAUUUCAAAUCAUACAAGAAUAAUACGCAUCUGAAGUAUAGCGUUCAAGGUUUACGAUUCUGUUGCUCGCUGAAGCGUUCGCGCUAGAUGGGAUCAUAACGGAUCUUUGGACGCGACCGCGCCUAGAAUCCAAUGGGUCCAACACAACUCCGCGGUUUAUCCACCUGACUUUUUAUGUUUUUGCCAAAUUGUGCACUUCUUAAGAUUGCAGCGGCAUCUGCCUUGAGAAUCGCGAGGCGUUCGUAAUCACGUGACUACAAUUGCACCGGUUUUCUACUCAGAUGUUACCGAUCACAUGAUCUAUUGAAGUUCGUGCCAAAUUACACCGAUUCUUCAUUUUCAAUGGGUAGUGAGCUUAAAUUGAUUUUGAGGAAUUAUGAAAUUCCUUAUCCUAAGUUUCUAAGUACUAGUUUUGCAAGAGAUAUUUUACUUUAUUAUUUAAAAGGUGUACUGCGCGGGUACUCAAAAUCUUGUGCCGCCACUGGGACAGAAUUCAAAUGUGUGCCGCUAUGAGUUUCGCGUGUCGUAUCGUGGCGUGUAACUAAACAGGCUCGUUGAUUCGAUUAGUGAGUGUUUGAAAUUGGUGAUCGUACGAGUUAUUCAUUAUGAAUAAAAUGAUGAAGUUCAGAAAAAAUUUCAAGCAUAUUCAAAAUUACAAUUUUCCACCUACAAAACUUCGAAAUGUGUUUUGCACACAAUGUAAACACCAAUUUUUUUUUGAAGCAUUUGUUCCUAUGCGUGGUACAAUACCUGUGUUAUUAGACUGUGGACAUAUAAUAUGUGAUAAAUGCGCUAAAUCAUUUAUUAAUCAAUCUUGCCCUAUAUGCAAUACAAUCUCAGAGUGUGACAAUAAUAAUAUAUUUCAGUUACCUCUAAACAUAUAUGCUUUGGGAUUAAUGGUCAUGACACAUAAUCGACCAAUUAAUACAGAUGAGCAAGAUAUUUCUUUUUCUAAACCUUCUACUUUUAAAUCAAAGCAACAGAGCAUACAAGGUUUAUGUUCUGAAUGUGGAAUUCAAGCAACACUAAAGUGCCAACAAUGUAACGUUCUCUUUUGUCAUAUUUGUUAUUCCAAGAUUCAUGGGAAAGCGCUACAAAAUCAUUCAAAGGUCAUGCUAACGGAGGAAAAUAAUGAAAAUUCCUUUAUUUUAAAAAAUACUUGCUCAGAACAGUGUCUUGAACGGAUAGGAUAUUACUGUGAAAAUUGUGAUAUAGCUGGAUGUUCACAUUGUAUGAUACAAUUACAUAAAAAACAUAAUUAUUUGCCUUUAAGCCAACAGAACAGUAAACUGAUGACUGAAUUCUACAACGUGUUUGACCGUGUGAACGAGAGUCUCAAGAGAGUUCAGCAGGUGCAAAAGAAACUGACGUCUGUAUCCUCCACCUCGGUAGAAGAAAUACAGAACAUCGCCAGUAUAGAGGCGACCGUGACACAGCAUUUCGCCUAUUUGCAUGGUGUUCUUCAAAAUACAGAGCAACAGAUCAUUGAUACGUUACAGGAGUAUACAAAUUUGCAGAACAAGAAUAUCAACGAGAUUUUCACGCAGCUGAGGGAGUACGAAGAACGACUUCAAUCUGCCAUUCUGAUAUCGACAUCGAUCCAAAACAACCUCGACCAGGUAGAUAUUCAGCAAGUGAUAAAAAAAUUGCAACCGAUGGCCGACAUUCCAUGCUAUCUGGUUCAAAACACUGAUAAAGCCGAUAAAAUCGUAUUUGACAUCAAGAGUAACAUCAUCAAGACUAUAGAACAACACUGCUGCUUGUACAUACCGAAAACACCCAUCUACAGCUUGCAACAAAAGGAUUUGCUACCAAAGGAUUACGAGAUAGAACCAUUGGUCGAAGAGACUGUUACUUCGCUAGAAAAUAAGAGAACAUCCCCGAAGACUGAACCUAACAUCAUAACGAACGAUAGUCUUGAUAUUAUUGGAUCCUCGGAGAUGGUCAAUGUCACCCACAUCGUGGACCCCUCUUGCUUUUACGUUCAGAUAGUACAAAAUCAACAGAAAAUAUCGGAUCUUAGCAAAGGACUGGCUACACUGGCGACUACUACAGGAAUAAUACCAGCGGAAAUAACUUUAAAUGCGCUGUACAUCGCGCAAUGCUCGAAACACAAUGUUUGGUACCGUGCACGUGUCAUAGAGAAGAAAACGAAUAUGAACGAUGACGAAAUAUAUAGUCUGUUCUUUAUUGAUUAUGGGAUGAAAGAGGAAAAUGUACCUUUGAGUAGAAUAAGAAAUAUUAUACCACAAUUUGCGAUGUUACCGGUGAUGGCCCUUAGGUGCACCUUGUUCGAUAUUGUUCCUAAUAAUGGUAAAUGGCAUCCCGAUGCCACUCGAGUUUUUAAGAAACUAGUUUGCACAAAUUCUGUAGUAUCGAUGUGCAUCAAGAUGAUAACCGGUGAUACCUAUUACGUCGACCUGUGCGUGAUAUCAUCCAAAGACUCGGGUUUAAUAUCCGUGAAAGACUCCUUAACGUAUAUGAAAUACGGCACUUGUAUUUCACCAAACACAUUAAUGAGAAUGAAUCCUGACUCAACAAGGAAGUAUUUUAAGGAAGCGUUAGACCUAGAAAUUUACUCGGAUGUUGAAAUCCUAUUUGUCGAAUCUCCUAGUUGUAUAUAUGUUCAAAGGACACACACAAAUAGAUAUACCUUUCACAAAAUGCAAUACGAAAUGAUGAAUGAUUACGAAAGAAAUACCACUGAUUAUAUUAUCUUUGCACCUUGUAAAGAUGUACCAUGUGCUGCACAAGGAGUCGAUGGAUAUUGGCACAGAGGACUCAUACGCGAAGUUACCGAGAACACUAUAAAAGUUUUCUACGUAGACUUAGGAUAUACAUCGAUAUUAAGUUACGAUGCCAUCAGAGCUCUUCCAAGAAAAUACAUGUCCUGCAGAACACAAGCUGUAAAAGUUUCAUUAAGAAACAUAAAGCCACGAUCUAACAAUAAAAACCAAUGGGAGCUGGAAACUAAGGAAUUCAUAAAGAAAUUUCUAAUGGAUAUGAAGUCAAAUUUCAAAAUUAUCCCUUAUAAUCAAUUUGGAGAUACAUACAACGUUGCUAUGUUUACACAUGAUAACAGUAUUAAUGUCGCUGACUUACUAGUACAAAAGAACCUAGCAACGUACAUCACUUCUAGUCCGCACAAUACAACAAUGAGUACAUUCGAUUUAAAAAUGAAAAAAAAACCAAAGAAAGAUAUUAGUUAUUUAGAAUUAUCUGAUCAAUAUUACAAUAAUCCAAUAAACGGGAACAUGAAGAAAGUCACAGAAGAGAAUGAAGAUCCUUUCAAAAUAAAAGUUCAAAUACACCAAGUGCAGUCUCCAGACAACAUUUACGUUUCUGAUGCCGCAUGCAAUCAGAGCGACGUGGAACUAAUGAUAAAACAGAUGCAAGAAUUUUAUAACAAGUAUCGUCCCGCAAAACGAGAUAUUUGGACCAAAGGUGCUACUUGUGCAGUUUAUUUUACAAGAAGUGAUAUGUAUUAUCGUGGCCGAAUCGUUGAUAUUAAGUCAAACGAUACAGUAGUCGCAUUUUUAUACGACAUAGGAGUUGAAGAAACUGUAUCGAUAAAUGACAUACAACCGUUGCAUCCCCUGUUCUCUAAGAUAUCAACGUACGUUUUUAAGAUAAAGCUAACGGGUAUAUUACCCUGCGGAGGAUCCACCACGUGGCCAUCGUUGUCUUGUGAGAAAUUGCGCGAAAUCAUAGAUAACAAUCAGACUUCCAAAUUCUACAUAUCUAAAUUGGAAGACGAAGAUAUGGAAGAUUCUGCAAUACCGGUUGAAUUAUGGAUUAAAGAAGUAAAAAUGGACGGGCCAUUGGCACCAACAAGAUAUGAAAUUAAUUCUAUCAAUAGAAUGUUGGUUGAGAAAGGAGUAGCAUUACCCGUGAAGGAGUAUGCGAAAAAAAGAGAUAAAAUUUUAGCAAUUGAAUUGAAACGACAAUUAAUGAAGAAAUUUGAAAGAUUAACAAAAUAUGAAUCCAGCGUGAAGUGGUUUGAAAUCAAUAAUUGUUCCAAUGAGCCCAUGGAGAUAACUGCUACUACAGCGAUAUCGAAGCCAAUAUUACAUCAUUUAAAUUCUGAUUCUAAUAAUCAAAUUUAUGAGAACACGGAAGAAAUACUUGAUAACGUUCCGAAACUUUUAUCAUCAGCUUGGUUACCAGUAGAACCAAUAAAUGAAGAUACAUUUAUUGCUAUACCGACAUACUUAGAUCAUAGCGGCUUUCUUUAUCUUCAUUCCAAAACGGGUAGUAGUAAAAUAUUAGAAUAUAUAGAAAUGAAAUUAGAAAAAAUAUACAGCAAUUGUUCAGUUGAACUUUGUGAUACUGUAUGGGCUGUAGGAGAUCCAUGUAUUGCACAGUAUCAUGUAAAUAAAAAAUGGUACCGAGGAAAAAUAGUGGAGAUUCAAGGAAACGACAUAAUUAAUGUAGAAUUUGUAGACUAUGGAAACAUAGAGCAAUGUACAACUGAUGAUUUAAACAAAAAAGUUAUCUUAGAAGAUAUUCCAAUUCAAUGCACAAAAUGUUUGAUCGAAGGUUUAAAUCCGGGGACUGAGAGUGGAAUGUGGGCAACAGAAGAUUUAGAUAGAAUACAUAACCUUCUCAUUGAACAGGAAUGCGAAGUUACAAUCACUUAUAGAAGUGAAAAAUACCUCAAUAUUUCUUUAAAGAUCUUGCCAAACAAAUACUGCAAAAAGAAAACUGAUUUAAUCACAUUUCUUAUCAAUGAAUGGGGAAUGAACAUUAAACCUAAUAUUGAGGCCAUUACGUUCCAAAAUAGAGUAACUACAAAUGUUACUUCAGAUGUAGUUAUAGAAAACCCGAGAUCAUUUUCUUUGGGUGAUGACGUGAUAAAAGAUCCAGUUAUUAUUGAAAAUUCUGUGUUGCUUCCAGAUAAUGAUACAGAUACUUUACAUAAUAUUGACAAUGAUACUGUAACUGAUGUUGAAAAUGUAUCAUGGUUUAAAUUAGAGACAACAAUUACUUCAACUCCUAAUAUUGCUUCACAAGAAGAUCUUUCAAUGCAUUAUAAACUUAUAAAUAUACCAAACGACAUAGACUAUAUUGAGAUAGAAAUGUGUUGUUGUAUUACUCCUACUAUCUUCUAUGCUCAAUUAAAAGAAAAUAUUCAUUGUACGAUUUUAAAUGCGUAUUAUACACAGUAUGAACUUUUAAUGAAUGACUUGCAAGAAAAUGCGGACAAACAACCAUUGAUUACAAAGUUUACUGUUAAUACUCCAUGCUGCGCGAAAUUCAAUGAUAAUCUUUGGUAUCGAUGUCUAAUAACGGAAUCUGAACCUAUUAUAAAUUCAGAUAAUAUUGAAAUUAAACUGCUUUAUGUAGAUUACGGUAACGACGAAUAUAGAAAAGUAAAUUCACAACAGUGUGAAUUGUACACUUUAAAGAAAGAAUGGAUAGAAAUACCUACUAUUGCAAUAAAGUGUAAAUUGUGGAAUGUAGAAGUUGUUUCUAUAUUCGAUCAUGAUAAGCUAAUCUCUCAAUUAGAAAAGAUGUACAAUAAACGUGUUAUAGCUAAAAUUAAAGAAACUGAUGAAGAGUUUAUGAGCGUUGAACUGUAUGAAGACGAAAACUGUGGGAAAGUUAUGUAUAAUACUUUAAUUGAAGAAGGUUUAUUCGAAGUUAGAUCAAAAAAAAAUUGACGAUCUACAUUAUCCUUAAAUAAUAACACAUAUUUAUUUUUAUCAUUUACAACGAUAAGUUAGUAUAAAAUUAUUAAAUUCCAGAAUGAGAUUUUAUGUUAAAAACUUAUUAAUCAUAAAAACUAAGCUUAUAUGUUGAACUAUUACAGUUUUUAGGCAAAUUUAAAUGUUUAUUCUUAUAAAAGGAGAAAAUUACUAGAAAUAUAUUAACGUUGAGCACUUUUAGCAAUUUGUUCUUUAAGUAAUAAAAUACUUUGCCUUUGUUCAGGUGGUAACAUAGCGAUUUGUUCAUCAGAUAAUUGUAGUACUUGCAUUAUUAAAGCCGCCUACAAUGAAAUUAGUAAUUAUUUUUACAUUUUGUCAUCUACUAUAUAAGUGAAUAAUGUAAGAUUUUAUAUAUUUUUAUAUAAAAAUAAAUGACAUCUAUAUGUAA
Molecule: messenger RNA, 6122 nt
Organism: Bombus pascuorum
Lineage: Eukaryota; Metazoa; Arthropoda; Insecta; Hymenoptera; Apidae
Gene: qin
Product: RING finger protein 17
Exons: 28
Coding region: 632-5689 (1685 amino acids)
Molecular function (GO): zinc ion binding
Source: RefSeq, a predicted model, not a curated record